This is a messenger RNA of Parnassius mnemosyne (clouded apollo), 435 nucleotides long. NCBI's taxonomy places the organism in Eukaryota, Metazoa, Arthropoda, Insecta, Lepidoptera, Papilionidae. The record is from the annotation of a GenBank genome assembly.
AUGUUAAGAGCAAUACUGAUAUUAUUUGUAUUUAUAGGCUGUUCUUACUGCUUAGAUAGUAAUGAUUUGCUUGUAGAAGAAACAAGGGCAAAAAAUAAGAAAGAUAGAACUAAAUUGUUAGGUAUGAUACUCCUGUUUAUCUUCUCCAAAGUGGCGAUAUUUAAAGCGACUUCUGCAUUCUUCAUGAUGGCGUUCUUCCAAAAGCUGUUCUAUUUGUUUGUUCUAUUCCUGAACUAUUUCCUAAAAAGCAAGUCUCCAAAACCCACACCAUCACCUGUCUAUGGAGCGCCUUCAGACUACAACACAGUCGAAUACAGUUAUGGACCAUCAGAACACGAGUCGUUACGUUCUCAAGACAAUGGCUAUCCAGGCAUUUUUGAAUUUGGAGGUGCCUUUGACUGGCUUGUAAAUAAAAAUUUCAAGGGAUAUAACUAA